AUGGGCGACCGGCACUACAACGUGGACGCCUGUGUCCGCGAGGGCCGCAGCCUUCUGGCUGGCUACGUCUGCUGCAGAAAAUCUAGCGAAACUCUCAAACAAACAAAAGGUGAUGUUUUCGUCUGGACGCUCUCACGAAUUACUGCUUCGGGUCAAGCUGCAGGGCGAGCGGUCGAGCACGGCGUGGCGAGGCUGGAGCGCGCGCGCGACACGCCGAGGCGGGACGUGACGACGCCGCUCGCGACCGUGCCGCUGCCGACGAACCCCGCGCCGGCGUCGCCGCUUGCCACCGCCGAGCCGUCGCUGGCGCACCCGGUUGCCGCUGCCAGCGCCGGGAGCUGGUGCGUGGCGAGCCCGAGCGCGGGCGCGGCGGCGCUGCAGGUGGCGCUGGACUACGCGUGCGGGCAGGGCGCGGACUGCUCGCCGAUCCAGCCCGGCGGGAGCUGCGCCGACCCGGACACCGUGCGCGACCACGCCUCAUACGCCUUCAACUCGUACUACCAGAAGAACCCCGUCCAGACCAGCUGCGACUUCGCCGGCGCCGCCAUCCUCACCAGCACCGAUCCCAGCACCACCACCUGCAAGUAUCCGUCAACCGGCACGGGCGCAUCGGUUCUGAACACGACGAAUCCGCUGACCCCGACGUUCGGCUCUCCUCCCGGCGGCUACUACAACUCUCCUCCUGGCGCUGGCGGCUUCUACAACCCCCCUCCUCUCUACGGGUCCAUGUCGCCUCCGGACUACGGCGCCGGCAUCAGCGCCGCCACGACACCACGCAGCACGAUCAGGACGACGUCGCUGACGUGCAUCCUCGUUGCGGCGGCGUGUCUCAACCUGUACAAGUAA
Lolium rigidum is the source of this 846-nucleotide messenger RNA. RefSeq names its product PLASMODESMATA CALLOSE-BINDING PROTEIN 3-like. The record is from RefSeq and is a predicted model, not a curated record. The coding region runs from base 1 to 846 and encodes 281 amino acids. NCBI's taxonomy places the organism in Eukaryota, Viridiplantae, Streptophyta, Magnoliopsida, Poales, Poaceae. The transcript is spliced from 3 exons.